AUGAACCCCGAGUGUAGAUACGAUUACCUCUUCAAGCUCCUCCUCAUCGGUGACUCCGGUGUUGGAAAGUCUUGCCUGCUGCUCCGUUUCGCCGACGACACCUACACCGAGUCUUACAUCUCUACCAUUGGUGUCGACUUCAAAAUCCGCACGAUAGAGCUUGACGGAAAGACGGUGAAGCUGCAGAUUUGGGAUACCGCCGGCCAGGAGCGCUUCCGAACCAUCACUUCGUCUUACUACCGUGGCGCCCACGGCAUCUGCGUCGUGUACGAUGUCACCGACAUGGACUCGUUCAACAACGUCAAGCAGUGGCUGCAGGAGAUCGACCGCUACGCCACUGAGGGCGUCAACAAGCUGCUCGUUGGCAACAAGAGCGAUAUGGCCGACAAGAAGGUUGUCGAGUACACCGUUGCCAAGGAAUUUGCCGACAGCCUCGGCAUUCCCUUCCUCGAGACUUCGGCCAAGAACGCUAGCAACGUCGAGCAGGCGUUCCUCACCAUGGCGCGCCAAAUCAAGGAGCGCAUGGGCACCACGACCGCCAACAACGAGAAGCGCAGCGUCCAGGUCGGCCCCGGCCAGAACGUCUCUUCGUCCCCGAGCGGCGGCUGCUGCUAA
Molecule: messenger RNA, 615 nt
Organism: Verticillium nonalfalfae
Lineage: Eukaryota; Fungi; Ascomycota; Sordariomycetes; Glomerellales; Plectosphaerellaceae
Gene: YPT1
Product: GTP-binding protein of the rab
Exons: 5
Coding region: 1-615 (204 amino acids)
Molecular function (GO): GTP binding; GTPase activity
Source: RefSeq, a predicted model, not a curated record